AGAGGAGUAGCUUUCAUAAACAUAUAAAAGUGACGUUUAUUUAUAUUUAAAUUAAAUUUAGAGAUAAGAAAUAAUCUUAUUACCCAAAUGUAUUAAAUAUGUAAAAAUACGAUAUAACAGAUCAUCAGAAUUUAUUUAAAUGUAAAAUCAAUAUCGAUAAAAGCGCCAAAUACAAAAUGAAACAUUUUCAAAUACUCGGAGUUUUAUUAUUUAUGUUUUUUAGUGUUAAUAGCGAAAAAUCUGCUAUAAAACAGCUACAUAUUUUUUUUCGGCAUGGCGAAAGAAACCCAACACAUUUAUAUAAGAAUGAUCCAUACAUCAACCACACUUGGUCAGGGGGGUUAGGAGGUCUAACAAACAGAGGCAAAUACCAGAUUUUUUAUUUAGGACAACAAUUAAAAAAACAUUACAAAUCAUUUCUACCCAAAUAUUACUAUGCUGAUAAUGUCACCUGCCUUAGCAGUUAUUCAGACAGAUGUAAAAUGAGUGCUCAAUUAUUAAAUGCUGGAUUAUUUCCACCUAUAGAUGAGCAAAUAUGGAACAGCGAACUUUUAUGGCAACCAGUGCCUAUUAAAUAUAUACCAAGAAACGAUGAUAAUUUGAUAGUAAUGAGGAAACAGUGUAAAGUGUACGACAAGGCUUACAGUGACAUGUUAAACUUGGAAGAAGUAAAAAAUUUAACAAAAACAAAGAUAUUUGAUGAUGUUAGGAAAUAUACAGGGGAAGAAAUAAAGACACUGGAAGAUAUGGAAUUUAUUUUCAACACUUUAGAUAUUGAACAAGUACAAAAUUUGACAUUACCAUCAUGGGCUACAAUUGAAAUAUUAAAGGAAAUGAAAAAAAUAGCUGCUAAAAAUUUGGCUCUAUACACAGAGACAAAGUUAAUGAAGCGAUUAAAAGGAGGGGUGUUUGUAAAAAGAGUUCUAGAUUCAAUGAAAAAUUGUAUAAAUAACAAAAAACAACCUACAAUUAAUUUAUAUGCUGGACACGAUGUAUCUUUGGUGCACAUUUUAAGGACUUUGGAUUUAGUUGACACUAUCAAGCCUGGCUUUGGGGCCACUUUAAUAAUGGAACUUCAUGAAGAUUCCACCCUUAAGGUUUUUUAUAUGGACAGUUACAAUGAUGUUAUGCAAGAACAAAUUUUCAAGAGUUGCGCCAAAAGUUGCAGUAUCAACGAUUUUGAGAAUAUUUACCAUGGUGUUUUACCUUUAGACUGGGAAAAAGAAUGUGAUAACUAAUUCAAAUAAGUAUUUUUAUAGAAUAAUUAAAACUGUUUUAUUUUAAAUUUGAGGGUUAGCACAGCUGCUGAAGUUAAAUACAAGUAGUAAGCACCAUAGUAGGGUAUGAUUAGUUCUCAAUUUUAAAUACAUAUGUUAAAGAUAUAAGACAC
Brassicogethes aeneus is the source of this 1390-nucleotide messenger RNA. NCBI's taxonomy places the organism in Eukaryota, Metazoa, Arthropoda, Insecta, Coleoptera, Nitidulidae. The record is from the annotation of a GenBank genome assembly.